AUGCGUAGCCUAAUGGACGACCAAGCUUCUGCUUGGCAUGGAUUUCUUAGGCCUAACGAUGUUUUUGUACUAGACCGUGGCUUUCGGGAUGCGAUUCCCAGUAUUGAACUAUGUGGCUACAACCCUCAGAUGCCACCAACUAGAUCCAGGGGAGAACAGUUGACGACAGCAGAUGCCAAUAAGUCGAGACUCAUUACAAUGACCCGUUGGGUGGUCGAGACCAUAAAUGGUCGAUUUAAAAAAUAUUUUAAAAUCUUUCGGCACGUUUAUUUUAAUGUUUCUUUGCCAAACAUGAUGACAGACUUCAGAAUUACCGCAGCAAUCAUCAACGCAACACGACGUCCGUACGAGGACAGCAUAUACGCUGAACAAUUCAUUACUAUUAUUAAUGAAAAUAUCAAUAGAGAAAAUGAACUGGCGGAGUAUGUGAGGCAGCACAACUUUAAUAGGCAAAGAGUAGCAUUCGAGCCAAUUGAUGCCAAUAAUGCUGCUUUCGAUGACUUUCCACAACCUACUUAUGAAGAUUUAAUUCUGUUUACUUUGGGAAGAUAUCAUUUAAGAAUCGCUCGAUAUGACAAGAAAACAAUACGAAGUUAUUCAUGCUGCCAACAAGAACAUUAAUUAUCCUUGUUAUUCACUUGUAAAAAAGGCAAAGAAAGACUGUUAUCCGCGCGAAGAGUCGAUAAGAGUUACAGAAACAGGUGCUGAAAUAAACUUGCAGGAUC
Messenger RNA from Colias croceus (clouded yellow), 725 nucleotides. RefSeq lists its product as uncharacterized. The record is from RefSeq and is a predicted model, not a curated record. NCBI's taxonomy places the organism in Eukaryota, Metazoa, Arthropoda, Insecta, Lepidoptera, Pieridae. Bases 1 to 621 code for a protein of 206 amino acids. The transcript has a single exon.